Molecule: messenger RNA, 11776 nt
Organism: Cuculus canorus (common cuckoo)
Lineage: Eukaryota; Metazoa; Chordata; Aves; Cuculiformes; Cuculidae
Gene: ANKH
Product: ANKH inorganic pyrophosphate transport regulator
Exons: 12
Coding region: 441-1922 (493 amino acids)
Biological process (GO): phosphate ion transmembrane transport
Cellular component (GO): membrane
Molecular function (GO): phosphate transmembrane transporter activity
Source: RefSeq, a predicted model, not a curated record
GGGAGGCGGCGCGGAAAGCGGCGAGCGGGGAGAGGGGAGGGGGGGGGAGGCUCCAUCCAGCCCCGUCCCCCGCGCCCCGAGGAUGGCAGCGCUGCCCGCAGGAGCGGCUGGCGGCGGUGUCCCUCCUCUUUUUUUUUCCGGCGGCGGCGGAUCGUUGUUGUUGUGUGGGAGGAGGGCGGCGGGGAUGGACUUGAUCUCCUGCUAAGGCGGCGGCACAGCCUGCAGCCGCGCCGGGCGAGGCAGGAGCGCUCCCCGCCGGGCUUUAUCCUUCGGGGGGCUCCGCCGCCUCUGCUCCUUCGCCCUUCUCCCCCGCCGCCCCCCUCCGCUCGCUCACACGCACAGGGACACGCACGCACCCUCCUCCUUUGCCCUUUCAUCCUUCCCUUUCCCGUCCUCCCGCGGCGGCAGAUGCGCCGGGGGGUCACCGCGCAGCUGGGACUAUGGUGAAAUUUCCAGCGCUCACAAACUACUGGCCCCUCAUCCGCUUCCUCGUCCCCCUCGGCAUCACCAACAUCGCCAUCGACUUCGGGGAGCAGGCUUUGAAUAGGGGAAUUGCUGCUGUCAAGGAAGAUGCUGUGGAAAUGCUGGCCAGCUAUGGGCUGGCAUACUCCCUGAUGAAGUUCUUCACAGGUCCAAUGAGUGACUUCAAAAAUGUGGGUCUGGUGUUUGUGAACAGUAAAAGAGACAGGACCAAAGCAGUUUUGUGCAUGGUUGUGGCUGGCGCUGUAGCUGCUGUAUUUCAUACCUUAAUAGCAUAUAGUGAUUUGGGGUAUUACAUUAUUAAUAAGCUGCACCAUGUGGAUGAAUCAGUGGGAAGUAAAACUCGGAGGGCCUUCCUUUAUCUUGCUGCCUUCCCUUUUAUGGAUGCCAUGGCAUGGACCCAUGCUGGGAUUUUACUGAAACACAAGUACAGUUUCCUAGUGGGAUGUGCCUCCAUCUCAGAUGUCAUAGCUCAGGUUGUUUUUGUAGCCAUUUUGCUUCACAGUCACUUGGAGUGCAGGGAGCCUCUCUUGAUCCCAAUCUUGUCCUUAUACAUGGGAGCACUUGUCCGAUGUACCACGUUAUGCCUCGGAUACUACAGGAACAUACAUGAUGUCAUUCCAGACAGAAGUGGGCCGGAAAUGGGCGGAGAGGCUACAAUAAGGAAGAUGCUGAGUUUCUGGUGGCCUUUGGCAUUAAUUUUGGCAACUCAGCGAAUAAGUAGGCCCAUUGUCAACCUUUUUGUCUCCCGGGACCUAGGUGGCAGUUCUGCAGCCACAGAGGCAGUGGCAAUUCUGACAGCUACUUAUCCUGUGGGACACAUGCCGUAUGGCUGGCUGACAGAGAUCAGAGCAGUUUACCCUGCUUUUGACAAGAAUAACCCCAGCAAUAAAUUGGUGAACACCAACAGCACCGUCACAGCAACACAUAUCAAGAAGUUCACAUUUGUUUGCAUGGCAUUGUCCUUAACGCUCUGUUUUGUGAUGUUUUGGACACCAAACGUGUCAGAGAAGAUAUUAGUUGACAUAAUUGGAGUAGACUUCGCUUUUGCAGAGCUGUGUGUUGUUCCUUUGCGCAUCUUCUCCUUCUUUCCAAUUCCAGUGACUGUCAGAGCUCACUUGACUGGUUGGCUGAUGACUCUAAAGAAGACAUUUGUGUUGGCACCCAGCUCAGUGCUGCGGAUUAUCGUCCUCAUCGCUAGUCUCAUUGUGCUGCCUUACUUGGGAGUUCAUGGAGCCACUCUUGGAGUAGGCUCCCUUCUAGCUGGCUUUUUAGGAGAAUCCACCAUGGUUGCAAUAGCAGCCUGUUACGUCUAUAGGAAACAGAAAAAGAAGCGGAAUGAGAAUGAAACAGCUGCAGAAGGUGAAGACUCUGCAAUGACCGACAUGCCUCACACAGAGGAAAUGACAGACAUCGUAGAAAUGAGAGAAGAGAAUGAAUAAUGAAGGGGAUGCAAUUGUUCUCUGCAGGGACGAUUGGAGUGACACUUCAGCAUCUUGUCGUCUCUCAUACUUUUUUGUUUUGUUUGUUUUUAUUUUUGUAAUAAAGAGGCCUUGAUUAAAAGGUUUCAGAUAAAUUCUCUAGCAUACUGAGUAUGCUCUCACUGAUGAGGGACCUAAAAAAAGGUCUUUGCUUUUUUUAUUUUUUUUUCCAAUUGAAUUUGUUUCUCACUCCAUGCAAACACAAAAGAUACAAUUGCAUCACUGUAGAGUCUUCCUUACUCAUGUAUCCACCUUCUCUGGACAAUCUGCAUUUGUCAACCAAAGCGCUGCUCUCUGUGCGCGCGUGUGUGUGAGCAUGCGCUUGCAUGCUUACACAUGCACACGCACGUGUGCUACUGGUUCGAUGCUACUGCCAUAAUCCUACUCCCUCCCUUCUUUGCUUUUGCUUCCUUUUCUUUAUGAGAAGUAUAAAGGAAAAGAAGUUUGGAAUACAGAGCUUUAUUUUACUUGCUUGAAAAUGACUUUGGUACAUAAACUAAUAUACUACGGUGAACUAUGUUUUUUCAUUUGGCCUCAUCACUAGAGCUUUUACUGCACAGGGUACAAGAUAGGGAGGAGUGUGUAAGUCUCCACAUGCAUUGUGGAGAAAAACAGGUUCCUCUCUCAUGUUAAAAGUGUGUGGAUGUGUAUCUACACACACAGGUACAUAAACAGAGACAUACAUAUAUAUAUUUAUAUAUCCACAGAAUAAAUAAAGUACACAUGGGACAAGAACUCUAUCUAGCUUUCAUUCCAUGGGAAAGAUAGUAAUCUUUGGAAAAUAUAAACACUUAGUUCAGAAUUUUCUUGAAUCAUUAAGCCCCAGCUUACUUAUACUUUUCUUUAGAAAAAAAACAUGCACUUUCCUCUUGUGAAGAGGGUGAUGGCAUCUGGUAGACUUUGACUGUAUUUGAAUAAAAAAAAUAAAUAUUGACAAGCUUUACCAAAGUUCUUGUCCACUGAUUUAACUUUCAUUUUUUAAGGGUGAUUUGUUCAAUAUACUUAUUUCUGGUGCCUAUAUAUUUUCUAAAAAAAUCAGAUAACAUAUGCACGAUACCAUGGUAUAUCACAUUACUACACAUAGAUCCAUGAAAUUUUUUAUAUAGAGUUGUACACGUACUUACACGUGCAUGUGUGUGUAUAUAUAAAAUACAUAUAUAUAUAUAUACACACACAUACACACAUAUAUGUAUGUUUUGCUAUAAUGUAUUUACCUAUGCAGUAGAUCUAAGUCCGUAUGGUGAAGCUCAAAUCCUGAUGGUCCUCCAAGUCAUUAGUUAGGGACCUUGAUCACGUGUUAUCUCUCAAGGCAAAGGAUGUGUGGAAGUGGGGAGCUUCUUGCAUCAGUCAGCAAGUGGUGUGCUUGGAGAAAGCAGCAGGCGUUUUGUCGUUGUGGUUGAAGUGAGCUUUAAAUGCCAGAGCGUGAGGUCAAGGGGGCAACUUAUAUCGAGUGGAAAUUAAGCCUAUGUAAGAGAUGACCAAACCAGAAAGGGUUUGGGUCCACUAAUGAUGGCUGCAGCAGCAGCUUGUGUUUCUGUGCUCUUCCGUGUUUGGCUGCGGGGCAGCGUUUGUUACCGGUUUAUAGUAGCUUGGGUUCUUUCAGAUAUAAUCAUACCAGAGUCUGGAAACUGUUAUCCUCCGUGCUUUAUCCAUAAACCAAUUAAUUUAAAUCUUAUUUAGUAAAAGUAUAUUUUUCUAAGUUGUGGAAAUGGUUAUUUAAUUGUGGACAAAUUCAAAUUCUGGAUUUAUUUGCCAGGUAGUCCCAGCACUCAGAGAACUGAUGAAAAUUAAACAUUACUUUAAAUGUUAUAUCAAUAUCUGUGUAUGUAGACAUACACACAUGUAUAAAUAUAUAUAUUGUAUAUUAUGUACAUUUAUUUUAAGCUACAAUACAUUUCCUAUUUUUCCAAGUUCAGCUAAAAAUAUCUCUAAAAAACUACAGAGUUGGCUAGUAACCGCUUAUGGCCAUCAGGAAAGGCAUUGUAUCAAUGAACUUUACGUUGUAUUGUGAACGUUUGUACCAAGUUGUUACAUGUACAAAUGCAAUAAGAAAAAAAUGUAGACAUUAUUGUGUUGAAUGGCAGAUUUGCAAAAUCAGUUCGUGAUCAUUGAGCAGUGACUGGGGAGGGCAAGACUAAAUCCAGUAACUGCACAUUUUCUGUGCCACCACAAGGUUGUUCUCCUCAUUUCUGACAGUAGUUUAAAAGAAAAAAAAAGUUCAAUAAAAACCCUCAGACAAAUGAAAUUUGUGCAGUAUGUAGACAGUGCACAUUCAUGAAUACAGACUUUCAAACAGUCACAUGUGUAUAACGUGUAUAUACACUGUUACAGCUCACAGUGGCCAUUUGAAGUCUUCUCUGUUCAUGUAGUUUUGGUUUCUCCAAUAUCCAAGUCCACAAGAUGCAGUUUAUCAGGAACUGUAGAGAUAAAGCAAGAAAAUAUUUUUGUGUAAUAUUUUUUUUUUGGUAUAUGGCUAAAAUUCAAGUGGCAGUAUUUCUGAAGAAUUUUGAACAUUACUAAUGUAGGUUUCAAGGUAAUAAUGGCACCAAAAACUAAAACAUUGAAAACAAAUUAAAUGAAGCACUGAAGCUUAUGUUUUACAUAGAAGAUGAACAAACAUAAAAAAAAUGAAUUAUUGGUCAUACAGACCUAAAUAAUGGUAUUGUAAAGACAAAUUUUCAGAUGCAAGGGUAAUACUUAAUAGUCCUUUACUUUGCAAGAUACUGAACGAGUGCUGGAGUGGUGAGAUUUGGGGAAGAACUCAAGCAGUGACGUAAGGACACAUGCAUCACAUAUUUUUCUGCUUCCUGAGGGUCAUGCAUCUCCUUACUUUGCUCUGUUGAAUUAACAAAAUGGGCUGACAUUUCUGCCAUGUCCUAACCAGCCCAUCCCACCAGCCUGGGUCUUCGCUGAGUAGCAGGCAGGGUGCUCAGCCCAAGGACCACCUUGGCUCUGCAGCCUCUGGAUCUGCUUCCAGGCACUGUUGUUCGGAGCUUCAGUGACCACCUAUAGCCUCAUUGCUCUGGCUCCCAGUCACUGGCAAAUCGAGCUGGGCUGGUGAAGCAGCCAGUCUGAUGGGAUACAGGCUGGGAGAGGGCAGGCAUCCUCCUCAGCUGAAGCCCCAGUCAGAGCAUUACUGGUUCCAUCAUCUCUGUCAAGCACAUGCUGGUGCAUGUCCUGUCCUGCACUUCUUCCUUCCCAAAAGGACUUCCCUGAGUUAUAGUAAAACAGCUUAGCUGUCUCUCUUGUGUCAUUGCUUUUGAAACGGCUGUCUAUCUCCAUGAUAAAUGUUUUACAAUAGGAACCCGUUAAGUUUCUGUAUCAGAGCGCCAGAGUGCAGUCAUCUCAAUGAAUUCCUAUGGAGACUUCGCCUUUCCAGACUUUUUUGAGAAUUACUGAAUUCUUCAAUCAAAAUUGCAAUUGAAAUAGGAACAAAGUUGACCUGCAUCCUACUUAUUAAAUUUCAGAACACGCAGCAGGAAAUAAGAGCAGAGCACUGAUAAGUUGUGGAUUAAUGUUCCUUGGCUUUCAAUAUGUACAUAGAAUUGCAUUAAUGUGUAUUGAGUUUUCCUUUUGCAGACUUAAAAGGAGACAUUGGCAUUUUCUUCCCCCUCACUGCCCUAAGCAGGCCUCUCACCCAUACCAAACAGUGGACUUGAUGGUGAAAGCUCUGCAUUUCCCAGUCAGUUUGAGGCCAUUUAGGCACAGCAGCAGGUUCCCAGGCACAGGACAGCCCCACUCUGUGUCCCCCUGGCACAGCCAUUCCGGGCAGGAGCGCUCAGUUGCCUGCUUGUUAGAUAGAGCCACCCUGAGUGAGAGGAUUUGGUAAGUAACAGAGAAGUCUUUUGUAUUCUACUCAUUUUGCUGCUAAAUAUUUCUUUUGAGUGGGGAGAGAUUUAUAUCUGGCUCUUGCUCACUGUUUUGCCAAAUCUGCAGCCAGAGAGGGAGCAGCUCCAGAUGGAGGGCAAGCUGAUGAAUGCAGCUGAUUCAGAGCAGGCCAAGGCGCAUGAACAGAAACCUUUUGAAGGCGGGAGCGCCUUCUUUUGUGGGAUGGCGCCUCAUGCUUAAAAAGAAGGGAGAAAGGAUGCUUUCAGCCCCAGGCACCCAGAGUUGCCAAGCAUAGUUUUGCGUUGGGCUGCAAGGUGGCAACAGGAAUGGAGUGUCCUGCAGCUCCAGCAUCCUGGCCUUGACCGAGGCAUCCUUGACGAAACGCAGAACAGUGCAGGGAAUAGUGAGGCGGCAGUGUCGGCUCUGUCUCUCACUGAGAUUUUGUGUUUGUGGCAUGUUCAGCAUAGAUUUGAGUGCAGCUGGGUGUUACCUGAGCAUAGUUGCAGUAGUGAUUUGUGUAUUGGAAAGCCAUGCAUAUGUAUAUGGAUGUGUAUAUGAGAAUAUUGUGAGGCAUUUUUAUUACUGCCUUUAUAUAGUUCAUUGGAACAAGGAUUCAAGUCUAAAAAUAAUUUAUUGUCUGAAUAUUACUAAGGCAUUUUUAAAAAAUUGCAAUUUGAAGCUACAUGAGAGAGUAAAUAGAACACCCUUUCAGCAGACUUUAUACCAGUGAGCUAAAGCAUGGUUUAGAUCAGUAAGUUAGAAUGGAGGAGAAAGAGGACAUGAUGAGAAGUGUGUGGGUAUUGUAUGUUCAUCCUAGAGACAAUAACCUGGUGCGGAGAUAGAACUCAGAGGGUAAAAUGAGUGGCUGCUGCCAUUUCCCUUUCAGCUGCACUGGAGAGGGACUGAAGGGUGAGGAGCAAUGCAACCACAAGACAUCACUUUUGAGUAUUUUGGUUUCUGAGUUGAGGAGCCAUCAGAGAGAGGAGCAUGAAACAUCUUAGAAGAUUAUUCAAGCAGAAACAAACCCACAUGGAGGCUUUAUGACAUGCAAAGAGGCGGCAUUACAUAGCUCGCUGUUUCUGAGUAACUGGCUGGACUGGAUUGAGUAGAUGUCAUGUAAAUGUUACUUAACAAAAGAUGAAAUUACCAAAAUUUGGUAUCAAAUUAGCAUUUGCCAAAUACCAGCUUAACCAUAAAAUGUUCGUGUUUACUUUUGUACUAGAAUUCAAGUACAGAAUAAUGUAUUUUAUGAAGGGAGCAAGCUCCCUCAGAGCGGUGGUGCAGUGCAGAGCAGGUUGUCGGGGCUCACAACAGAGCCCUACCGGGAAAAGGAGCUCCAAAUUUAUUCUCACCCUAUAACACACUAUAUUCCGUUGCAGUCUGACAGUGUCAUUAAAUGAGGCAGAAUUGUGAGCUUAGUAGCAAACUCAGUACAAACAUGGUCCUGACCUGCAAAGCUGUGAAAGGGCGUAGGGUGGAGGGGUAGCCCUGGUUCUCUGCCCAGUGGGGUCUAGACAGCUUGGGUAGAUUUGCUUUGGAGAGCCAAGUUCAGCAGUCGGUGUGUAGAUGUACUCCUCAGCAAAAAUGUUGCCAGACUUCUCAGCAACUGACACCUUCUGAACAAAAAGGCCAAAGACAAAACAUGGGGGCAGAGAGACUGAGAUUUAAGCUCAGCUUGAAGCACAUACUCACACAGAAGGGUUUUUUGGCUGCUGCUUGUGCAAGUUAAUGGUAUAGUUAAAGAGCAAGCUUCGGUCUCAGUAUUUCAUAAUCAAGAUAUCCACUCAAUCUCAGUAAAACAGAAGAACUGUGGUAUCUUUUCAGGAGCUCCUUUGUCUUUGUAACCCUGAAAGUUUUCAUUAGUAUUACCAAGCCUUGUCACUGCUCAAAUCAGUUUAUUAGUUUUACCACAUCAUUCUUUUCUGUCAUUCUUAGUUCAGCAUCUUCAGGCGUCUCCUUAUUUUAUUCUGAAGGCUUCUGCUAGGCUUAUUUUGCCUGUUGACAUUUUGAGAAGGAAAAUGUAAUUGUCAUGCUGACUGAAUGUCAAGUAGUGCUGUGAUUAAAAAGUAGCUUACAACAAAAUUCUUCUUUGAUGGACUGUUUUUUACUUUUCGUUUGUUAAGCUGAAAAGGAGACUCAAAAAGUAGAAGGAAUCGGGGUGUCUUUAUUUAAAAUCGAGAGUUAAAAGAGUGAAUUCAAGUUCAUUAUUUAACUCUAGCUACUUAGUGACUUUUUAGUGAUCCAUAAGACCAUGACCCAAACUUUUCUAGCAAAGUUAGCACUGCAUCACCAGAGCAGCGCAGAAUAGUUUGAAGCACUGGUAAACACAAGACUUCAUAUAUUUCACAACUAAAUAUGUUACUUAAUGAGUCAGAGAGCUUGAUUAAUAGGGACAGUCCAUGUCAGCUGGACAUGAGCAUCCUGAUCUAGUGUCUAAGGUGGCCUUGCAUGGGCAGCAGCAGGGACGAGGUAAGUUGACUGUCCGCAGUCCCCUUUUGACCUAAAUUAUUCUCUGAUUCCAUAAGGAACCUAAAGAGGUCCCUUCGUCUUAAGGGACUUGAGCCUGCUUGCCUUUUUUUGGGCUUCCAGUUCAGGGUUGAGAGGCAGUACAUGUUGGAGUUCUUCAGUAUAACCAUCUAAGCAAAACUCAGAGCUGUGCAGAUUCUUUUGCUGAUGGCAAAAUUUUCAUAUUGCAGAGCGAGCUGUAAAGUAGCCUCCUACCCUCUGGGAGCCCACAGGAGGGCAAAGCAAAAAUAAGCUAUUGUAUCUGCAGAUAAAAUAUUUGAGUACUGUACUGCACUUUUUCAAUUAACUUUCUAAGCAACACCGCCUAAAACCAGCAAGAAAUUGCAUCUAUUACCUGCUUCCUCCCAUCUCUCUCCAUGUAUAUCAUUCAGCAUUUAAAAAGAAGGUACCUUUUCUGAUAACUCCCCCUUGUAAUCAAGUAAUGCAAAGCAAACACUUACAUUUAGGUAAUGAAACAGCUUGGCCUCUUUAGAAGUGAGAGCAUAUAAAUCCACUCUUGGGAAAGGGUAUGUUUUAAAUUUUGAACAAUAUCUUAAUCCAUAAUUCAGCAAAAACACAACAGAAAAGCAACCAAAAAAUGGCAGAACUGAAUAAAGUAAUUUUAAUUGCACUAUCUUUUAAUGAGAAUUCUGGGUGGAAAGCUAAAGAGUAUGUACACUUGCAGAAAACAGCAGAGCCUGGAACUAGCAUGCAUUGCUCAACUUUGUAGUUUGCUCUCCAAAGCAGCACUAAUGUAGCUCUGCUUUAUGUCUUAUUAUGAUAAACAAACACACAAACAAAAUUCCUUCCAAAACUAUAAUGAAACAAUUGCAACAUUACAAGCAAUAAGUUUACUGGUUACUUAGAUCAACUGAUUUUAUCCACAGAGUUUACAAGCAGCACAAAAUUACAAAAGCAAAACUUCCGAAAAAUGUUGAAGGCACAUAUGCAUUUUUUGUAGAUGACAUACCGUUACUUAUUACCAUCCACAAGCUUUUUAAAAUAAAUCUGAUCACUCUUUAAAUAUCAUAGUUCAAAGUGUACUUCACUUACUUUCAGUUUAAUAAAAACCUGCAAUAUCUUAUGUGGUUUUCAAAUGCACAAAAUGAGAAAUAUAACCUUUGUUUAUAAAAUGGAUGGAACCUCUCACCACCAUCGUAAAGAUAAUCAAGCUUAGAUCAUGUCAGUUUUUCAUUUUUAAGAACAUAGCUGUCACUGCUCCUUUAUUUUAGAUCAGCUUUUGGUGUUACUGCCUCUGCCUUUGUUUCUUGAAGCCAGGAGCCUAUGGAGGGCUUGGGGCAAGAGAUAUGAGUGUGGCUGGAGGACCACAGAGCUCAUCUGCUGAAAGGGAUGGAAGCACAGAGUUGCUUUAGAAAGAUAUGGUUUGAUGGUUUGUUGUUCCACUGCUAGGAAUGAGGUGGCAGCAGCGAUCUUCCCCAAAAUGAACCUAUUGGAGAAGAAAAAAAUAGGUAUUGCCUGUUGUUGGUGAACUUGGGGUUAGGAGUGUUAGAGCCCCCUGUGCUGCUUGUGUUAUUUGGUCUGUGACACUGGUGGACCACGUUACUGCCACAGGCUACAUAAAUUCAGAGACCAAGAACUCAACUCUGCAUGGUGAAAUGAUUGAAAUUAGUUUUACAGUGCUUGGGCAGCACAGCCUACCAGCGUUCCCAAGCUUUGAGAAAGCCUUGCUUCCUCUGUAUCAGAUGUUUCAGUUUCUGGGCAUGCCUGAAGAGUAGCACACAUGAGCAAGUGCAUGUGGAGGAGUGAGUGUGUGUGUAUGGAGAGAGAAAGGGAUAUGGCCACGAAUGAGUGAGUUGGAAGUGUCUAUUGCAUUCACUCUACACUGCAUUACUCUGCAAGGACCAUACAGGUGUGAUCCCUUCAUUUAUCAUCAUUAGUGAAAGGUUCACUGAUCUUUAAAGGUUGUUGGGCAGUGUUACUAGAUACUAGUUACUAGAUAAAAACCAAAUCUUAUAGUGCUAGGAGCAUAAAAGACAGCAAACUUUGCCAUGCCUUUUGCAAUGGAGAAAGAAGCAAGCUUCACACAUCCUGCUCUCUCCAUCUUGCAUACUUGAACAGGGCCAGCCACAAGGUCAUCCUAGAAAGAAACUACAAAGGUUGAGCCAAAAGCUAAAGGGCAGAGCAGGUGAUGAGGGCUAUUUUGUCUUCACAGCACAAAAUCAUCACAGAGGAGCACCAAAUUGUGUAAAGGUGAUCCCCAGGAAGUCUCUCAAAGGAUAAGUAGUUCCUGAACAGAGGCUCAAGAUAGUUUUGAGCACAUUGUGUGAGGAAUACUACAAGGAUAGCAGGUUCUCCAAUCUCAGUGAGGUGCUAUAAGGAUAAAAUUCACUAAUGCUGGUGAAAGAUUCUUGGAUACUGCAGGGAACAGUGCCACAGAAAUGCCUAGAAAUACUGAACUCAUAUUUGCGUGUUCUAAUUGUGCCUUUGGGUUCUCUGAAAUUGACUUGUUUUUAGUUUCACACAAAUACUUUUAAAAUUGGGAGCAGGGAGUAGUGUCUGGAAACAGCAUCCUCAAAAAAGGGCAGCACAAGGUCUGAAGACUCUUGCUUGAGAAAGAAGGGAAAGGCUGCCCGAAGACCUCAUUUUUCCCACCUGACACUCUGGCCACAGAGUAUUCUGCAGGACAUCUUGUUCUGUUCUCAGCAGACUUACUCCACUUUAGUGUUGAAAAGGCAAGAGCAAUAGCUGGAUACACUUUAGGGCAUGCUGCAGUUGCACCGGGAUUAAGGUCAGUUCUCUAAGCAGCUUUCUGUAGAGAAAAAGCCCCAUUUUUUCUAUUAAUUUCUGUAAUUUGAAUGUAAAUCUGAGAACUGGACAAAUGCAUAUUUCACCUGAGAGGUAUCUCUUGUUUUUAAUUUUGUUCAUAAUAUCUUUCAGUAUCAGAUUCAGAUUGUUUCUUUCAGGAUAAAGCUGUCUUUAUGCAAAGCAGUGUGCCUAAUAGCCAUUCUUGACUACUUAAACAAGUCAAUUUUGCAAGGACUGUACGUGUCAAGCCAGAGCACAGUUUGGGACUACAGUACAGGGAUCCUAGAUUUUAAAUGAAAUGUUACCUCAUGAAUCAUUUUCCAAAACACUUGUGGAAUUCCGGUUGAUUUCUCUCAAAGUAAAUGUUGCUUUCUGUAAUUUGUAGACACGCUAAAGCUACCGGUUGGGUAUUUUUAAUGAUCAUUUUGUUUUGCUUUAGACACAUGGGUUUUCUUUGAACUCUAAAGAAACCAAUGAAGGUUAAAACUUUGUACAUUUUUAAGUGACUGCCAACGUCUAAAGUAUAAAAGUACAUGUUGCAUUAAAAUUGAGUGCUGUUUAUGUAUUUAACAGAGACGUGUGGGUUUGCAUUGUUAAAAAGAAUUAUCUAUGCUUUCUUUGGGGAGGGGAGUCUGUGCUCCAGUAUUGUCCUACAGCUUUCAUAUUCUAAUUACUUUAAGUAAACUUCUAACAAUUUGCAUAUGAUUCAUGAUUCU